Molecule: messenger RNA, 204 nt
Organism: Knipowitschia caucasica
Lineage: Eukaryota; Metazoa; Chordata; Actinopteri; Gobiiformes; Gobiidae
Source: the annotation of a GenBank genome assembly
AUGGAAAAGGCCCACAAAGUCAUCAGUUAUCCAAACCAGGAGGACUUGGAGGACAUUGGGAAGGGAUUUGGACGUUUAGCUGGCCACAAAGCCUUUGACAAAGCUAUGAGGAUGACGAUCUUCCACCGCCACUGCCCCCAGGAGAUGAAGGACAAGAAGCAAGUGGCUGAGACAGGCUCUCAGCUCAAGUUUCUGCUCCACUAA